GUCCAAAUUCCAAAUCAUCACAGACGGCGAUUUAUCGAAAUAUCUUAGUUUUACUAAUAAAUAUACAAGUAAACAAACUUGCUAGGGGCGGUUAAGAAGCUUCAGUUAUGGCAAACUUCAAUAAUCCAAACGAUUAUUCGUGGCAAGGGCAAAACACCCAGAACUAUUCUUUCAAUGGUUCCAACACUUUCGGUGAUGGAGCACAGACAUUGGAUUUCCAGUCGUUUCCUGCCGAACAAAACUACAAUUUUGAACAACCACAGGGGUCAAUUCCCCCAAAUAACAAUCAGUACUACAACCCUAACCUGUUUACACCUGCACCGAUCCCUGGGGAGCCAGACAGGGAGCCCAACGACUUUGACGAACCACCUCUACUGGAUGAACUAGAAAUAUAUCCUGACAGAAUCCUAGAAAAAACCUUAGCUGUGCUAAAUCCAUUCCACGGCCAGUCAAAAGCUGAUGAUGCUAAUUUCUUAUUGAGAGACACUGACAUUGCAGGCCCUAUUGCAUUCUGUUUGGCCCUCGCAGUAUGUCUGUUCCUUUCAGGGAAUAAAGCACACUUUGGUUAUGUUUAUGGAUUAUCUGUCCUCUCAGUAAUUUUGAUGUAUUUCUUAUUGUCUCUUAUGAGUCGCAGUGAAGGGGUGUUUACUCUGUUGAGUGUUGCCAGUGUGUUGGGAUACUGUAUGUUGCCACUGGUUGUGUUGGCAGGGUUGGGAAUAUUCAUUUCUUUGGAAGGCACAGUUGGUUUGUCCUUAGCUGGGGUGGCAGUCAUAUGGUCUGCUCUCUCUGCAAGUAGACUUUUUGUGACUAUGUCAGGAGAUUCAGAGCAGAGACCACUUAUUGCCUAUCCUUGUGCCUUAGUUAAUGGAGUGUUUGCUUUACUAGUACUCUUUUAAUUUGUUGUCCUUAAUAACUAACACAUUAGAACUUUAAUCAUAUGUGUACUUUUCCCCGACUUUGUUUAAUUGUAUACUGUGUAAAUAAAAUAAUU
Molecule: messenger RNA, 991 nt
Organism: Pectinophora gossypiella (pink bollworm)
Lineage: Eukaryota; Metazoa; Arthropoda; Insecta; Lepidoptera; Gelechiidae
Gene: Yip1d1
Product: protein YIPF5
Exons: 2
Coding region: 108-896 (262 amino acids)
Biological process (GO): endoplasmic reticulum to Golgi vesicle-mediated transport; vesicle fusion with Golgi apparatus
Cellular component (GO): trans-Golgi network
Source: RefSeq, a predicted model, not a curated record